Messenger RNA from Mugil cephalus (flathead mullet), 1864 nucleotides. It is a transcript of the gene sp5a, whose product is annotated as Sp5 transcription factor a. Gene Ontology annotation, molecular function: DNA-binding transcription factor activity, RNA polymerase II-specific; RNA polymerase II cis-regulatory region sequence-specific DNA binding. Lineage: Eukaryota; Metazoa; Chordata; Actinopteri; Mugiliformes; Mugilidae. The transcript has a single exon. Bases 252 to 1373 code for a protein of 373 amino acids. The record is from RefSeq and is a predicted model, not a curated record. Gene Ontology annotation, biological process: regulation of transcription by RNA polymerase II.
UUAAAAUACUUUAUUCCAUAUUUUAAAAGCAGCAGAGAUAAAAGAAAAAAAGUCGUGCAGCUCCGGUGGCCCAGCUACUGUUUAUGACUCUUCCCUCCAACCUGACGCCAACUUUUAUGUCACAUCAUCACGAUUCAGAAUCAAAUUUAGCUGUGAAAAUGAGGUGUAAAUGACCAGCUUUACGAACCCUGGCGUCGUUUGACUCCUGCAGAAUAACGUUUAGGCGGCAUAUUUUGCGUUUUACCUCAGGAAUGUGUUUGGUAGUAAAACUGAAAUUGUGUGUCUCGGUUAUCCAGGAUCGCACUCCAAACUCUUCCCCAGAGAACUGUAAGCACUCUCCGCUGGCUCUCCUGGCUGCCACUUGUAACCGGAUCGGGCAUCACCACGGAUCCAACCCGGCGGAUUUCCUCCAGGUCCCUUACGACCCCACUCUGGGCUCCCCUUCGCGUUUAUUUCACCCGUGGACUAACGAGGGGAACCCCCAGAGCAGCCUGGCCGGCAACUCCACUUUCGGACUAUCCUCCAAGCCCCAGCUCUCCGCGCACAUCCAGAGCUCCUUCACGUCCCACCACGAACUGCCCCUCACCCCUCCGGCGGACCCCUCGUACCCCUAUGACUUCUCCCCCGUGAAGAUGCUGCCUUGCUCCAUGCAGUCCCUGCAGUCCACCUGCCCGCCCACCUACGUCCCCGCCGUCAGCUACGCGGCCCCGACUCCCAUUCCGUCCGCGAUGCCAAGUUUCGUGACGGGACACUCGGGCCUCGUGCACCAGCAGCAGAGACAGUUGUCCCCCAACCCCGGGGAGGACAUUCCGUGGUGGAGCCUCCAGCAGGGGAACCACGUGAGCCACUCUACCUCGCUCGGUCCCCACCGCUUCCAGCUGCAGAGGGGCUUGGUCCUGGGACACACGGACUUCGCGCAGUACCAGACGCAGAUCGCCGCCCUGCUGCACACCAAGUCCCCGCUCGCGACCGCGCGGCGGUGCAGGAGGUGCAGGUGUCCGAACUGCCAGUCGUCCACGUCCAGCGACGAGCCCGGGAAGAAGAAGCAGCACAUAUGCCACAUACCCGGGUGCGGGAAAGUUUACGGGAAAACUUCGCACCUCAAGGCGCACCUGAGGUGGCACUCCGGGGAGCGGCCGUUCGUGUGCAACUGGCUGUUCUGCGGGAAGAGCUUCACGAGGUCGGACGAGCUGCAGAGACACCUGAGGACUCACACUGGGGAGAAGCGCUUUGUUUGCCCGGACUGCUGCAAGAGGUUCAUGAGGAGUGACCACUUGGCGAAGCACGUCAAAACUCACCAGAACAAAAAAAGCAAGUGCCACGACAAGACACUUGACCAUGUGAAGAGAGAGGACAUGAGGAGUAUGUUGUAACACACGUUAGCGUCACCCCACACAGUAGACAAUAAAAAAAAAAAAAAAAAAUAGUGCAAUACAGUCAGUCCUGCAUUAGUUGAAGUACUCAGUGAUCUGCAUUUUUUUAGAGGAUGUCACGUUCAUUUUGUUUGUUGAGUUUCACACCUUGACAAUAGUUUCUAAUGUUGCUGGUCUGUGUAGCACAUUCGUGUAUAUAUACAAAGUUUCGUAAGUUAAUUCUGGGGCCACGGCGAAGCUAUAGCUCAUGAGUUUGAAUACACUGUCUGUAUCAUAUCGAGGAAGACAAGUUUUUCGACUUGUGUUUUGAUCAUUGUCUUCGGUGGAAGAUUUCACUCCCCUGUAAAUCCUAUUUAAUAGCUUUUGUUGAAUGAAAGUGUCUGUUCUCUGCUCCAUACGGGGUGUUUUUAAAAGCAUGCUCUUGAAAAGAUCUGCUAUUGUUGAUAUGACCCAAAUACUGUGUGAGAAUAAAAGUUAUAACGUUUUCCUCA